AUGGUGCAGGACACUAGGACCCCCAAGGAGAACCACCUCGUCAGCGCUUCUUUGCUACGCAAAAUCGAUAAACUCCGCGAGCGAAACAUCAGCAAGCAUGUUCCUCUGCCGCAGCUUGUGGUCGUGGGCGACCAGAGUUCGGGCAAGUCGUCCUUACUAGAAAGUCUGACAGGGAUCCCGUUCCCUCGCGACGUUGAGCUCUGCACACGCUACGCAACGCAAAUCACGCAGCGGCGGGACGACGUCUCCCGCGUCCAGGUCAGCAUUACCCCGGGGCCGAAUGCCUCCGAUCCUCACAAGAUGCAUGUGAGGGAAUACCGCACCGACGCGCUGUCCCUUGAGGAAUUUCGGGACAGGUUCCCGAGUAUCUUGCGUGAGGUGAGUAGCCUGAAAAGCCCGUGGACGGCGGAGGCUGACAGCCGGAAGGUCAACGCUAGGAUGGGCAUCCGGAUGAACAGUACUCAUGACUCCGGCUACACGUCGACCGAGCCCCCUUCUGACGGCGGCUACACUUCGGAUGAUGACAGAGUUUCAGGAGUAUCGCCCCAGAGAGAUUCGGCGCCGCAAGGAGAUCGGGUGUUCAGCGAGGACGUGCUCAAGAUCGAAAUCUGCGGCCCAUCGGCCGACUACCUGACGGUAAUCGACGUUCCGGGCAUCUUCCGCACUGCAGAACCGGGGAAGACUACCAUGGAAGAUGCGGCCCUGGUCGAGAGAAUGGUGCGCUGGUACAUCCAAGACCCCCGCACCGUGAUCCUGGCCGUGCUCCCCAGCAACAUUGACAUCUCCAACGGAGGAAUCCUGACCAUGGCGGAGGAGUACGACAGAAACGGGGAGCGCACUCUGGGCAUCUUGACGAAGCCCGACCUUGUGUUGGAGCCGAGUGCAAAGGCCUCGGUGUGCAACAUUAUCCGCGGGAAGAAGAAGCAGCUCACGCUGGGGUACUACCUUGUCAGGAGCCGGGGUGCCGACGACGGCGAUGCAGAGUUCGAGCGCAGAGAAGAUCUGUUCAAACAGCACCCUUGGAACGAGCUCCCGCCCGAGAGGGUCGGAGUCAGGGCACUGAAGGCACGCCUCGCGGAGCUCCUGGGGCACAUCGCUCGCCGAGAGUUCCCGACACUGUCCAAGGACAUCGGCAAGAUGCUGCAAGCCGCAGAGCGGGAACGAAACUCACUUGGCCCGUCCCGUAAAGAUGAGCACGAGCAACGCCGAUUCUUAAGCGGCAUCGCCGGUCAGUUUCAGGACCGUGUGCGACAGGCGCUGGAGGCGCAGUAUGCCGGCGACAGCGCCUUUGAGAGCAAACGGGAGCUCCGUCUUGUGACGCACGUGGUCAAUCUCGCCGAUACCUUCAGCCAGGCGUUUCAAGACCGAGGGGUUCUGCGCCGGUUCAAGACCGUUGGUGGGAGGGAAGAGGUCGCGAAUCGUGCGUCGCUGGACGACACGACUGCGGCAGGUUCGGAGUUUGAGCAAGACGAUGAUCUAGACGACUUCCCCGAGCUGGAACACAUUAUCAGCCAGGAUUGUGACGUCGACGUGCCCGAAGACGGCAUCAUGGACUGGAUCAGGGAGCUGUAUGCGCGGUCUCGUGGAAUGGACCUUGGCACUUUCAGCAGUGCCAUCUGGGCGAGCGCCUGGAGAGAGCAGUCAACCAAGUGGCCGAGCAUGAGCAAAGCCUUCAUGAGCAGGGUGGUUGUUGCCAUUCACCGCUUCAUCACGGCUGCGCUCAAAGACGUCUGUAUCGAUCCCGGUGUACGCGGCGAGCUGUGGGCGGCCAUAGUCGAGGAACUGCUCCGGCGCUACGAGGCUGGCAUGGCGGCGGCCGAGUUUCUGUCAUCUGCUGAGCGGGAUGCCAAGCCCUACACGCUCGACUACGCCUUCAACGAGAACCGACAGCGGUCUCGCGGUGAGCGGAUUGCCGAGCGGCUGGAGGGCAUCUCAUUCGAGGACGAGCACGGCCGAGACCUGGUGACUAUCGACCAGGUCCGGAGCAUCACGGAGAGGAAGUCGAACAUCGAGGACAUUGUCGAGAAGCUUCACGAUGACCUCAGCGCGUACUAUGACAUUGCUCGCAAACGGUUCGUCGACAACGUGCUCAACCAGGCGGUCAAUUACCGCCUGCUUUUCGGACCGUCCACGCCGCUUGGAGUGUUGAGCCAGGAGUGGGUGAUUGGGCUGAGGUCGGACCAGCUCGAGGCCAUCGCAGGCGAAUCGCCGAGUAUCAGGGAGUAUCGGGAAGCAUUGACCAGGAAGAUUGCCGACUUGACAGCGGCGAAGGAGAUUUUGCGGCAAGUUACCUGUAAAGCCGUGCCUUUGACAACAACACUUCGCCAAUCCUCCACCUUCGGCGCACCUAGCAGCAAUGCGCCGCUGACGGCAAUACCAAUGUCAGCCCUUCCCAAUGGCGCCGCCCGGACCACAGCAGCCAAGAUGCCUGCCGUCAAUAGCAGCAACAUCCCAUCCAAUCCGCCCACCAUGACCACGACCACUACGAAACAACCACCUUCCUCCAAGAGCCCCUCCGACCCCUCCACGGCUCUCUGCAACGCCACAACCCCCUCCGAGAUCCGCACCACCCUCGCAUCCCUCCACGCCCGCGAAGCCUCCCUCACAGCCCACCUCACCACCCUCCUCUCGACUCACGCGGACCUGACUCGCUCCCUCUCCCGCCUCGACAACCUGCGCGCGGGGCUCGGCGACCAGGUGAUCGCGGCGCGCAGCAUAUACAACACGAUGCUGGCGUCGGCCUCCCACACGGCAUCCCGCCUCUCGGGCCGGGUGCGCGCCCUCGACCUCGAGAAGCAGCGCGUCGAGGACACCCUGCGGGUGGUCGAACAGGUCGCCGAGCUCAAGGCCUGCGUGGCGGGCGUCGUGGGGAGCAUGGGCGCGCCGCAGGACUGGGAAGCCGCGGCCGGGUACAUCAGCCGGGCGGCGAGGGUGCCCGAGGAGAUUGUGCGGGGCGGGUUCGCGGCGGCCGUCGUGCCGACGGUUGAGGUGCCGGACCCGCCUUGGGUUACGCUUGAGGAGGCUAGGGAGAGUUUGUGUAGUCUGUUUUUGAGGGAGUUCAAAAAGGCUGCUACGGAGGGGGAUGCGGCCAAGGUGACGAGGUUCUUUAAGCUUUUCCCGCUUAUUGGGAGGGGCGAUGUCGGGUUGGAUGUCUAUGGGCAGUUGUUUGACCAUAUUGCGCGUAUCAUUGAGGCGCAUGGUGGGCUUGUGGAGAGGCACUAUGGAACGGGCAAGAUGGUUAAGGUCAUUGAGCGGCUGCAGAUGGAGGCGGAUGUCCAGGGCGGCAUCAUUCUGGACGCAUGGAGCGACGACCGGACUGUGGACCGACGAUUGACCGACGUCAAGAGUUACCCCUUUACCUUCUUGGUGCAGAGCUUCUUGCCACGCCAACGAGGCUUCGGAGGGACACCCCGGGUCAACUCACCCGCCGUUGGCGGCGGAACCAAUGAUCCUCGCAAUAGCGAAGAUGAAGGUGUCAACAUGAGAGAGGUGGAUGCACUGCUGGUUGAGAGUGCUGCCAUGCUCGAGAAGUGGUCGGUCUACUGUCGCUUCCUCGCUGGAAAGUGCAAGGACCCCGACACUCCUGAUGACACACCGCUCACCAUGCCGGACGUCCUCAUCAAGUCCAACCUGAUUAAGAAAGUGUCAGGAAAGCUUGUGAGCCCGUAUAACGCGCUGACCAUGUUCUUCUUCCGCCGGUCUGUAGAGAAGGCAUUCCAGCUGGACGAGUCACCGACCGGGCUAUCAUUAAACAUGAACAGGUCAAUAGAUACCAACCCCCCAUUCAUCAUCUCGGCCGUUGACGUGGUCAUGUACAUCGUCAACACCGUCAUCCGAAGAUCAAUAUCUACCUCUCAAAGAGGCGUCAUAGACUCCGUCAUACCCACCAUAUCCGGUUUACUCGGCUCCGACUUCGUCGGCAUGGUACAGCGCAAGAUGCGUGAUGAGUCGUACCCCAGCGCUACCGUCCAGGGCAACUUCCCGCCCGAAGACAAGAUUAUCUCCUUCAUCGUCCUGAUCAACAGCCUCGACAUGGCCAACGAAUACCUCGCCCGCAUUGUCUCCAACAUCCUCAGCCCCCCAGACCAGCAGCACCAAUCCAACGGGACAUCUCACCCCAAACCCCUCCAAAACGCCUUCCCCUUCCAGAACGACGCCGCCGAUGUCGCAGCGCGCCUCAACAACCUCAACGCCUCCUUCUCGGCCAAGACGACCGAGCUGCUCUCCGAAGGCAUCAAGGUGCUCUUCAGCCAGGUGGUCAAGGCGCGACUGCGGCCUGUGCUGAGCGACACGUUCCGCGACGCCGACUACGGGCUGACGGAGGACGAGCUGGCCGAUCUGGCGGCGGCGAACGGCCAGACCGAAGACGACUUGCUGGAUCAGGUGCCGCGCGCCUUCGAGCACGGCUGGGACGCGCUCAUGCGGCCCAUCGCCCGCCUCAUGACCCCGCGCACCUACACCACCCUGCUAGACCUGACGGCCGACUACCUCACGCGCGUGCUCGAGAAGAGGGUGUGGAGCUAUGCGGGGGGUAGGGCGAGUCCGUACGGGGCGAUACGCAUGGAGAGGGAUUUUGGAGGCAUCAUUGGGACGAUUAGCAAGGGUAACUAUGCUGUCCGCGAGGUGUUUGCGCGGACCGCGCAGGUGCUGAUGGUGGCGAAUAUGGAAGACGAGGAGUGGGAGGAGCUGGCUGGGGAUGGACAGGAGGGGGCGAUAGAGUGGGUGCUGAGCGAGGACGAGAGGAGGAGGGCGAGGAGUAUCGUUAGGAGUUGAGAGGACGGUUAGAGACAGCGAAUCGUUAGAAGCCCCUCGACUUGGGCGAUCCCUGGAAGCAAAUGGGGACAUAUUGCUUGCCU
Molecule: messenger RNA, 4856 nt
Organism: Parathielavia appendiculata
Lineage: Eukaryota; Fungi; Ascomycota; Sordariomycetes; Sordariales; Chaetomiaceae
Product: COG4-domain-containing protein
Exons: 5
Coding region: 1-4773 (1590 amino acids)
Molecular function (GO): GTPase activity; GTP binding
Source: RefSeq, a predicted model, not a curated record